AUGGCCGAACCUGAACUCUGGGCCGAACCCGAACUCAGGGCUGAUACCGAGUUCCUCCAGGCAGCUUGGCUGCUCCGCCAACUUGAACCCCCUCUCUGGUUUUCGGGGAAAUUCAGAACCACGGACAGUGGUCUUUUUGCAGGGGAAAUUCAGCACCAGGGACAGCGGCGUUUGCGGGGCAAUUCAGCACCAAGGACAGCGGCGUGUUUUUCCACCCGCAGGCUUGCAAUUCAGCACCAGGGACAGCGGCCGCCUCUCCUCCUGCGGGGCCGGUUGAGGACCAUUGACCGCCGCCCGGGGGCCGAUGGUGGCGUGAGCGCCAUGCGCCUCCUGCUGCUGGCCGUGCUGGUGUGCUUCUCGGUGGCGCGGGCGGGCUGCGAGCCCAAGGUGGUCAACAUUGGCGCUGUGCUGAGCACCAAGAAGCACGAGCAAGUCUUCCGCGAGGCCAUCAACCAGGCCAACAAGCGGCAUGGCACCUGGAAGAUCCAGCUCAACGCCACCUCCGUCACCCACAAGCCCAACGCCAUCCAGAUGGCCCUCUCCGUCUGCGAGGACCUCAUCUCCAGCCAGGUCUACGCCAUAUUGGUGAGUCACCCGCCAGCUCCAAAUGACCACCUCACGCCCACGCCGGUGUCGUACACGGCUGGGUUCUACCGGAUCCCGGUCAUCGGGUUGACAACGCGCAUGUCCAUCUAUUCGGACAAGAGUAUCCACCUUUCCUUCCUUCGCACCGUGCCCCCUUACUCUCACCAGUCCAACGUCUGGUUUGAGAUGAUGCGCUUCUACAAAUGGAACCACAUCAUCUUGAUUGUCAGCGACGACCACGAGGGCCGGGCGGCCCAGAAGAAGCUGGAGACCCUCCUGGAGGAGAAGGAGUCCAAGAGUAAAAAAAGGAGCUUUGACAGCCUCGAACAGCUAUCCUUUGAGAACAAGCGCGGACCCAAGGCGGAGAAAGUCCUUCAGUUUGAGCCGGGCACCAAGAACGUGACGUCUCUUCUCCUGGAAGCCAAGGAGCUGGAGGCCAGGGUCAUCAUCCUGUCAGCCAGUGAGGACGACGCCACCACUGUCUACACGGCUGCUGCCAAAGAAAAUAUGACCGGUCCCGGCUACGUCUGGCUGGUGGGGGAACGGGAGAUCUCCGGGAAUGCCCUACGGAAUGCACCAGAAGGUCUCAUUGGUCUGCAGCUCAUGAACGGCAAGAAUGAGUCGGCUCACAUCCGCGACGCCGUGGCCAUGGUGGCCCAGGCAGUCCAUGACUUGUUUGAGAAGGAGAACAUCACCGACCCACCCAGGGGGUGCGUGGGGAACACCAACAUUUGGAAGACGGGGCCUCUCUUCAAGAGGGUGCUGAUGCAGACGAAGUAUGCCGAUGGUGUGACCGGCAGGGUGGAGUUCAACGAGGACGGCGACCGCAAGUACGCCAACUACAGCGUCAUGAACCUGCAGAAUAACAAGCUGGUGCAGGUUGGCGUCUACAACGGCAGCCACUUCCUGCCCAACGACCGCAAGAUCAUCUGGCCUGGAGGGGAAACGGAGACGCCGCAGGGCUACGAGAUGUCUACAAAGCUCAAGAUUGUCACCAUCCACCAGGAACCCUUCGUCUACGUCAAGCAGACCCUCUCCGACGGGAAGUGUAAAGCCCUCACCAACAGCACUGGCGGCUUGGUCCAACAAGUUCUCUGCACGGGGCCCAAUGAGACCAUGCCGGGCCGCCCCAGUGUGAUGCUGUGCUGCUACGGCUUCUGCAUUGACCUCCUGAUCAAGCUCGCCAAAACCAUGAACUUCACCUAUGAGGUCCACCUGGUGGGUGACGGGAAGUUCGGCACCCAGGAGCGGGUGAACAACAGCAACAAGAAGGAGUGGAAUGGAAUGAUGGGUGAGCUCCUUAGCGGCCAGGCCGACAUGAUCGUGGCUCCUCUGACCAUCAACAACGAGAGGGCACAGUACAUCGAGUUCUCCAAGCCCUUCAAGUACCAGGGACUCACCAUCCUGGUGAAAAAGGAAAUCCCCCGCAGCACCUUGGACUCAUUUAUGCAGCCGUUCCAGAGCACCCUGUGGCUUCUGGUGGGCCUCUCGGUCCACGUGGUGGCCGUGAUGCUGUAUCUCCUGGACCGAUUCAGCCCCUUCGGCCGCUUCAAAGUCAACAGCGAGGAAGAGGAAGAGGACGCCCUGACGCUGUCUUCGGCCAUGUGGUUCUCCUGGGGAGUCUUGCUCAAUUCGGGCAUCGGAGAAGGUGCUCCCCGGAGCUUCUCUGCUCGGAUCCUGGGGAUGGUGUGGGCUGGAUUUGCCAUGAUCAUCGUGGCCUCUUACACCGCCAACCUGGCGGCCUUCCUGGUGUUGGACAGACCCGAGGAACGGAUCACAGGCAUCAAUGAUCCCAGGUUGCGCAACCCGUCCGACAAAUUCAUCUACGCUACUGUCAAGCAGAGCUCGGUGGACAUCUACUUCCGCCGCCAGGUGGAGCUCAGCACCAUGUACCGGCACAUGGAGAAGCACAACUACGAAAGUGCGGCGGAAGCCAUCCAGGCCGUCCGGGACAACAAGCUCCACGCCUUCAUCUGGGACUCGGCGGUCCUGGAGUUUGAAGCUUCUCAGAAGUGCGACCUUGUGACCACCGGGGAGCUCUUUUUCCGGUCGGGAUUCGGAAUCGGCAUGCGGAAGGACAGCCCCUGGAAACAGAACGUCUCGCUGGCCAUUCUGAACCUCCACGAAAACGGAUUCAUGGAGGAGCUGGACAAGACGUGGGUGAGGUACCAGGAGUGCGACUCGCGAAGCAACGCCCCAGCCACCCUCACCUUUGAGAACAUGGCAGGUGUCUUCAUGCUGGUGGCUGGAGGAAUCGUGGCCGGUAUCUUCCUGAUCUUCAUCGAGAUCGCCUACAAGAGGCACAAGGACGCCCGCCGGAAGCAGAUGCAACUGGCCUUUGCGGCGGUCAACGUUUGGAGGAAAAACCUGCAGGAUAGAAAAAGUGGUAGAGCAGAGCCAGACCCUAAAAAGAAAGCUACUUUUAGGUCCAUCACCUCCACCCUGGCCUCCAGCUUCAAGAGACGUAGGUCCUCCAAAGACACGCAGUACCACCCCACUGACCUCGCGGGACAGCUCAACCUCUCGGACCCGUCGGUCAGCACCGUGGUGUGAGGGCCACUGGCUCAGAAAGGGGCGGGGCAGCGGAGACGCCCGAGGGGAGACUUGGGGGGACCCCCUGGUUGCUUCUUUCCUGCCCACCCCCUCUCAGACUCCCCUGGGGCCUCGGGAUGGACCAGCUCUUCUCCUCCUUCUUCUCCCAUGGACCUCCCUUAUGGAACAGCGCUGAGGUGGCCCC
Lacerta agilis (Sand lizard) is the source of this 3322-nucleotide messenger RNA. RefSeq names its product glutamate ionotropic receptor NMDA type subunit 1 (gene GRIN1). The record is from RefSeq and is a predicted model, not a curated record. NCBI's taxonomy places the organism in Eukaryota, Metazoa, Chordata, Lepidosauria, Squamata, Lacertidae. Gene Ontology annotation, cellular component: neuron projection; NMDA selective glutamate receptor complex; synapse. The coding region runs from base 1 to 3138 and encodes 1045 amino acids. Gene Ontology annotation, molecular function: NMDA glutamate receptor activity. The transcript has 22 exons. Gene Ontology annotation, biological process: ionotropic glutamate receptor signaling pathway; chemical synaptic transmission; monoatomic ion transport.